UCCGUCGGCGACGCGGCGCAGGCGUGGGUCGGGCGCGGGAAGAAGGCGGCGGCCCCGGCAUGAAUAGCGGCUUCGGGCUGGGCCUGGGCUUCGGCCUGACGCCCACGGCGGUGAUCCAGGUGACCAACCUGUCCGCGGCGGUGACCAGCGACCAGAUGCGGACCCUCUUCACCUUCCUGGGAGACAUCGAGGAGCUGCGGCUAUACCCCCCGGACAACGCGCCUCUUGCUUUUUCCUCCAAAGUAUGUUAUGUUAAGUUUCGCGACCCAUCGAGUGUUGGUGUGGCCCAGCAUCUAACUAAUACGGUUUUUAUUGACAGAGCUCUGAUAGUUGUGCCCUGUGCAGAAGGGAAGAUCCCGGAGGAGUCCAAGGCCCUGUCCCUGCUGGCUCCCGCCCCCACCGUGACCAGCCUGAUGCCCGGGGCCGGGCUGCUUCCCAUCCCGACGCCGAACCCCCUGACGACGCUCAGCGUCUCACUGAGCAGCUUGGGAGCCAUCCCGGCGGCGGCGGCGGCGGCAGCGGCGGCGGCGGCGGCCUCGUUAGAUCCCAACAUCGCCGGCCUCGGCGAGAUCCCCCAGCCACCGCUGAUGGGGAACGUGGACCCUUCCAAAAUCGACGAGAUCAGGAGGACCGUCUACGUCGGCAACCUGAAUUCCCAGACGACCACGGCCGAUCAGCUUCUCGAGUUCUUUAAGCAAGUGGGAGAGGUGAAGUUCGUGCGGAUGGCCGGGGACGAGACCCAGCCAACCCGCUUUGCGUUUGUGGAAUUUGCCGACCAGAACUCCGUGCCCCGAGCCCUGGCCUUCAACGGCGUCAUGUUCGGAGAUCGGCCGCUCAAAAUCAACCACUCCAAUAACGCCAUCGUCAAGCCCCCGGAGCUGACGCCACAGGCGGCCGCCAAGGAGCUGGAGGAGGUCAUGAAGAGAGUACGCGAGGCCCAGUCCUUCAUCUCCGCAGCCAUCGAGCCAGAGUCCGGGAAGAACAAUGAGAGGAAAGGCGGCCAAUCUCGCUCGCACACACGUUCCAAAUCCCGCUCCAGCUCCAAGUCCCGGGCUCGGAGGAAAAGAUCCCACUCCACACGCAGGAGCAGCUCCCACACGCGGUCCCAGUCCCGACAGAAGGAUCGGCGGCGGUCCAAGAGCCCCCCCAAGAAGCGCUCCAAAUCCAACGAGAGACGACGGUCGCGGUCUCGUUCUCGGUCCCGGGACAAGAAAAAAGACAAAGAAAAUCGUGACAAGAUCAAGGAGAAAGAAAAGGUGAAAGAAAAAGAUCGGGACAAGGAGAAGGAGCGAGAAAGGGACAAGGAGAAGGAACGAGAUAGGGAGAAGGAGCGAGAUAGGGACAAGGAGAAGGAGCGGGAUAGGGACAAGGAGAAGGAGCGGGAUAGGGACAAGGAGAAGGAGCGGGAUAGGGACAAGGAGAAAGAGCGGGAUAGAGAGCAGGAAAAGGAGCGGGACAAAGAGAAGGACAAGGAGCUCGACAAAGAGAAGGAGAGAGAAAAGGAAAAAUCGAGAGAGCGAGACGACAAGAGAAAGAAAGAGAAGAAAUCGCGGACGCCCCCCAAAAGCCACAACGCCGCGCGGCGAUCCCGGAGUGCCAGCAGAGAACGGCGCCGGAGGAAGAGCAGGAGCGCCUCCAGGUCCCCUAAAGCAUCCAAAACCGUAAGGAGGAAGUCUUCCAGAUCGCCGUCCCCACGCAGAAACAAGAAGGAAAAAAAGAGGGAAAAAGAAAAGGACCAAAGCGGCGACCGGAGAGAGCGCGACGGCUCAGCGGCGGCGGCGGCAUCUAAGAAGAAGAGCGGCAAGGAGAAGGAGCGGAAAGAGAAGGCGGAGAAGAGCGCAGCCCCGCUCAAGGAGCGAGACCACAGCAAGGAGCCGCCGCCCCCGCCUCCCGCGCCCCCAGCCGCGGGCCCAGAAGCAGACCGCCCCCAGACCCCCGGGCCCGACCGGGUCCAAAUUCAGCAGCAGAACGGCAACUGCCAGCCCAGCCAAGAGAGCCCAUCGGGGACCACAAACACUGUAUAGGGCCGGCUCCCGGCCGCACCCCAAACUCGACCGGGGACGGAGGGGGGCGGGGGCCGGGGGAGGAGCGGCCGAGAGAGCCGGGGCCCACGUCCGGUUCCCCGAGCCCCCCUCCGACCACCGUCUACCCAGAGAGAGCGAGCACACGAAGGAGGCUAGCACAGGACUGCCGGUGGGCGGGUUUUGUAUGGUUUUCCUUUUUUUAACUGGUGUAUAUUGUUGAAUGAUGUGCUUGAAAUACACAACGCUGUCCGUGAUGACAAGUGCGUAAGCCGCCCUCCCCCGCUCCUCCUCCCGACCCCCGUCCCUUCAGCGUUCCAGCCAGCGGGCCCCGUGUGUCCACGGCCUCGUUUCCGCAGACGGCCGGCUCCUGGAAAAGACGCUCCGUGCGGAUCUUCGGCCCCGGAGCUGUCCUGCUCCGCCACGGUGAAUACAGACUCAGACAAAGAUACGGUUCAAAUUGGGGGCCAGGGGGGAUCGUUCCCACCUCCUGUUCCACGCCCCCAGUCCUAGAAGGGGCGGGCAAAGAUCCGUUUUUUAUUGUAGCGACGGCAGAGGAUACAAAGCCACUGCUGGUUACAUGUGGUGCAGCAGAAACCAGAGUUACGGGGCAGUUUAGGGGUCCCAACCGGUCAUUCCUGGGGGGCAAAGAGCCACGGGGGAGGAGAGGAAGGGGACGAGGGAGAGGACAGCACGGCGGGGGUCAAAGCUGCUUCAGUCGCAGCUGUUCUCAAAGAUUAGGCCUGCCCCUGAGAUGGAGCCCAGCUCUAAAUCAAGGGCACUUGUUCUUAAUACAGUUUAAAUGCAGUCAAACUACUCAGUUGCCUUACCUCCAGAGAAGAUUUCCCCCUAGAAGUCAGGAGGGCCGGGGGAGCAGUGAGGGGGGGUGUCUCUGGGGUGACGAGGGCCCACUGUUCGAGGGCCCGUUCGCCACACGGGCUGGGGACGCGGAGACCGCCGGCCGGGCCCUCGUAAAUGCUUUACCGUGUAAAGCCGGGGCGGCCGGCGUGUUGCGUCUGGCGGCGGCGGCGUGAGGGAGCGUGGCUGACGCUGGCUGGAGUCUGGAAGCAGUCCCGCCUCACCAGAGGCUGCUGGAAUCCUUGUUAUUUUUAGUAUCGUUCCCCCAAUAAAGUUGGAAUAUUUUA
Molecule: messenger RNA, 3166 nt
Organism: Tachyglossus aculeatus (Australian echidna)
Lineage: Eukaryota; Metazoa; Chordata; Mammalia; Monotremata; Tachyglossidae
Gene: SREK1
Product: splicing regulatory glutamic acid and lysine rich protein 1
Exons: 13
Coding region: 60-2024 (654 amino acids)
Cellular component (GO): nucleoplasm
Molecular function (GO): RNA binding
Source: RefSeq, a predicted model, not a curated record